Messenger RNA from Musca domestica (house fly), 939 nucleotides. RefSeq names its product putative per-hexamer repeat protein 5. The record is from RefSeq and is a predicted model, not a curated record. Lineage: Eukaryota; Metazoa; Arthropoda; Insecta; Diptera; Muscidae. The coding region runs from base 1 to 939 and encodes 312 amino acids. The transcript is spliced from 4 exons.
AUGGAAAUAGGUACCGCCAAUGUCUCACCUAUGGAAAUAGGUUCCGCCAAUGGCUCACCUAUGGAAAUUGGUUCCGCCAAUGGCUCACCUAUGGAAAUAGGUUCCGCCACUGGCUCACCUAUGGAAAUAGGUUUCACCAGUGACACACCUAUAGAAAAAGGUUCCGCCAGUAGCUCACACAUUGAAAUAGGUUCCGCCACUGGCUCACCUGUGGAAAUAGGUUCCGCCAAUGGCUCACCUAUGGAAAUAGGUUCCGCCAAUGGCUCACCUAUGGAAAUAGGUUCCGCCAAUGGCUCACCUAUGGAAAUAGAAAUAGGUUCCGCCAGUUUCUCACACAUUGAAAUAGGUUCCGCCACUGGCUCACCUAUGGUAAUAGGUUCCGCCACUGGCUCACCUAUGGUAAUAGGUUCCGCCACUGGCUCACCUAUGGUAAUAGGUUCCGCCACUGGCUCACCUAUGGUAAUAGGUUCCGCCACAGGCUCACCUAUGGAAAUAGGUUCCGCCACUGGCUCACCUAUGGAAAUAGGUUCCGCCACUGGCUCACCUAUGGAAAUAGGUUCCGCCACAGGCUCACCUAUGGAAAUAGGUUCCGCCACUGGCUCACCUAUGGAAAUAGGUUCCUCCACUGGCUCACCUAUGGAAAUAGGUUCCGCCACUGGCUCACCUAUUGAAAUAGGUUCCGCUACUGGCUCACCUAUAGAAAUAGGUUCCGCCACUGGCUCACCUAUGGAAAUAGGUUUCACCAGUGACACACCUAUAGAAAAAGGUUCCGCCAGUAGCUCACACAUUGAAAAAGGUUCCGCCAGUAGCUCACACAUUGAAAUAGGUUCCGCCACUGGCUCACCUAUGGAAAUAGGUUCCGCCAAUGGCUCACCUAUGGAAAUAGGUUCCGCCAAUGGCUCACUUAUGGAAAUAGGUUCGCCAAUUGCUGACUUGUAG